This is a messenger RNA of Baudoinia panamericana UAMH 10762, 2462 nucleotides long. RefSeq lists its product as uncharacterized. NCBI's taxonomy places the organism in Eukaryota, Fungi, Ascomycota, Dothideomycetes, Mycosphaerellales, Teratosphaeriaceae. The record is from RefSeq and is a predicted model, not a curated record. Gene Ontology annotation, biological process: transmembrane transport. Bases 219 to 2462 code for a protein of 747 amino acids. Gene Ontology annotation, molecular function: transmembrane transporter activity. Gene Ontology annotation, cellular component: plasma membrane. The transcript has 2 exons.
CGCUCAACUCUUCCUACGAUCAUCUCACUACUCGAUGACGCUUGAUGUAAAUACAUCAUAGCUUUGUGCUCCGCCAAUCGCACAUUGAAUAAAUGAGUUGCAAAUUGUAACAUUGGUGAUUGCAUCCGCAUCCGGCACUCGGCUGGCUGGCUGGAACGACUCCCGCAACGUCCAUAUCGCCCUUCAACCGCGCCAGCUGCGCGACCUGAACGUGCAGCAUGUUCUCCGAAUAUGCCUCCCGCUUCCUCCAGCAAAGUAACGCCCGUCUGUCCUUCACGCAAGAGCAGCAGCAACAGCGACCCACAUCCCGUAACCCGCUGGACCGACGGCGUCAGUACGCGCCGCGACCGAGCAUGAGCAAUCCAUACCAGCCUUCAGCGUCGCAGUCCCGCUUUCCGUUUGCUUCGCGACUCGGUAGAACGAACGAGUCGCAAGCACCGCUAUUCUUCAGCACAACCGAAGACUUUCCGGAGGAAGAUGAUGAAAGCGAGCAGCACGAUCGAGAUGUCGCGGAUGCGUGGGCGUUGCAGCGGAGUCGGCAGCACUUUGGCCGCAGCAACUUGACCGAAAGCUCAGAGCUAGAUGACGAUGGUAUGGAGAAGGUAAAGCUGGCAGGACAGGAUCACGAUAGAGACGAACGCGGGAGGGCGCCGGCAUCACGAGCUACGAGUCGAACGACGAGUGCGCCGGAGUCAGUGGCAAGCUCGCCACCCAGCUCGAAAGGACGAGGGAGGCUAGUAGACGUCAAUCUGGCGAGCACAAUCCAAGAAGAUCCAUCCGAAUCUCUUGUCGGGGACUCGCCGGUUGACGUGGACGAGCCUCCUGCACCGUUCCAGACAUUCAGAAGUUCAGCGAAGGAUGCGCGGCAAAGCUACUUAAUGCCCAUGGAGACGGACGAGGAGGCGAACAUUGCCAUGCCUAGGCCACCAUCACCGAGUGGAGAAAGUGUACCCCCGACGAUCAUUCUACCCGCGCAGGAGCCGCCGAAGCACGACGUAUUUUGGGCCAAUAUCUUCCAGAUAUCGCUCUUUGCGAUGUUCGCUGCAUUCGUACUGAUCUGGUUUCACACCUCUUCGCCAACCAAGAAGACCCCACUUGGAGACACCAUCUACAGCGCGCUAAGAGGCAGUACUAGCAUGCUUCUUUGGGACACAAUGAUCGCAACCACUGUCGCUCUCGUCUGGCUUGCCCUCCUCCGAAGCUAUGUGCGUACCUUUGUGUACCUGAUUCUCCUAGCCGUGCCGGUCAUCCUUUUCUCCUUCACCCUCUAUCCCCUAAUCAACUCCUUCCGAGGCACCUACCAUGGCGACAGCAUCCAGGACCGCGCUAUGCGAUGGCUUUCUCCGAUACCCGCUGUUCUUGCUGCAGUCUGGACGUGGCAAGUCAUUCUCUCUCGCCACAGCCUCGCCAAAUCCAUCAGCAUCCUCGAGUUCAGCACUAAAAUCCUCGCUUCUUCGCCUUACCUUAUUUUUCUCGGCUUUGCCACGCUCGGAGUCGUAGUGGGAUGGACCUGGCUUUGGAUGCUCAUGUUCGAGCGCAUCUUCCUGUCUGGCCAUUUCAGCUCCACAGACACGAAGAAAUGGCUGAUCGACGCCAACAGCUGGUGGCUCGGCGCUUACUUCAUCCUGCAGUACUUGUGGACUCUCGGCGUGAUUGCGGGCAUUCAACGCACUACCACCGCCGCAACAGUGAGCCAAUGGUACUUCCACCGCCUCGCCGUGCCGCAGCCGAGCAGCCAGGAAGUUGUGCGGGCUAGUUUCCAACACGCGACCAGUGCUCUAUUCGGCACGACGUGUCUGUCCACCUUCCUGUCCCUGCUUGUCCGACUGCCACUCAUCAUCCUCCCAGGAAGACUGUCCAGUCUGGUCAACAUGUGCGCUUACUGGAUUAUUCCCACCUCCCUGGCCACGCUCACCAAUCCGCUUACCCUGACAUAUGCGGCCAUCCACAGCCAACCCCUCGGCAUCGCCGCUCGUGGGCUGGGCCAGUUAUCCUUCAUCUCCCGCACCAACCCCUCCAACACCAUGGGACCUCGCAACUUCGCACCCAACAACGGAACAGUCGUCCCAUACCACCUUGCCAAACUCCUCCUCACCGCAACACGCUAUAUCAUGUCGUUUGCCCUAGGUAUGGCCGGGUGGGUGCGCACAGCGCAUAACCUGCAAAUCAGCGAUGGCGUGAGGGGAAGCCUGUACGCUUACAUUGUCGGCUUGGUGGCGGGUACGAUCGGGUUUGCGGUGCUCGGGGCUGUGGAGAACGUGGUCGGCGCGGUUGUUGACGCAGCGGUGAUCUGUUGGGCUAGUGAGACCGGUGGGAGGGGGGAGGCGAGGUUUUGUCGGGAAGCUGGGGAGUUGUUUGGAGGACUGGGGCUGCCGCGCGUACUGAACGUACUACUACCUGCCGAAUCUGCCGUGCUGAAAGCCUCACGUGAUGCUCCCCCGCUCGGAAUUCAGGUACUCUGA